AUGAUACCCUCACCAUCCUUGUUGGUUUUUACGCUAGCAACCAUCUCGCUUGCCUGGGCACAGACUGCCGGGACGUUUGCAGAUGGAGGAAACACGUCAGUCAGCGCUAUGAUGAUGUUCGUCGGCAAUAAGGACUAUGUUUACAUCUUGGAUAAAGCGGAGGGUAACGCCGCGAAUAUCAAUGGGCAUCCUGCGUGGGGUGCCGUUUGGAAUAUCGAUACACACGAGGUCGUCGUGCAGGACGUCAGGACGAACGUGUUUUGCUCGUCCGGUAUGCAUCUUCCCAACGGUUCAUUCGUGACAUUUGGCGGAAACGGGGCUGUUACCAAAGGUGGUGGCGUUGGCUCUGUCCUCAAUGACGAGGGCUCGGCUUCGUACGAUUCUCUAUACGAGGAUUAUGAUGGUGGAAAAGCAAUUCGGAUUCUCGACCCCUGUGAUACGGGAUCUGACUUUCAAUCUACUCAGUGUGGUUGGUUCGACAAUCCUGAUCUACUCUCUAUGCAAAAACGUCGAUGGUAUUCUACGGCUGAGCCAACCGCUGAAGGCGAUAUCGUCAUUAUCGGUGGUUUUGCAAACGGUGGUUACAUCAACCGGAACUAUCCCAACACUGACCCAGAGUACGAGGGUGGUGCUGCCGAAUGUACCUACGAGUAUUAUCCAGCAAAUGGACGGACAGCCACUACCAUGCAGUUCAUGAUCAACACUUCUGGUCUCAACUCUUAUCCCCACACCUUCCUGAUGCCAUCAGGUAAAAUGUUCGUUCAGGCUAACGUCUCGACGGUUCUCUGGAAUCACACCUCCAAUGAGGAAACGGCGCUUCCAGAUAUGCCUGGUGGAGUUGUUCGCGUGUAUCCUGCAUCUGGAGCCGUCGCCAUGCUUCCUCUCACACCCAAGAACAACUACAAUCCUACAAUCCUCUUCUGUGGAGGUUCUGACAUGCCGGAUUACUCCUGGGGUAACUACUCAUGGCCAUUCAUAAACACAUGGGAAUACCCAGCUUCAACGGAUUGUCAUCGUAUUACCCCCGAGCCUGAGGACGGCUCAUCUCCGACGUAUGUUAAAGAUGAUGAUAUGUUAGAGGGAAGAACUAUGGGCCAGUUUGUUAUUCUACCCAAUGGCGUAAUGCUGGUCGUGAACGGGGGGCUAAACGGCACUGCUGGUUAUUCCACCAUGACUCUCGAGACAACGUCUUACAGUGACAUGCCCUACGGAAUGUCACUUGCAUCCGGGCCCGUUGGUACGCCUGCUCUCUAUGACCCCGAUGCAGACAGUGGCAAGAGGUGGUCUAAUGAUGGUUUCUCCACAUCUGAUAUUGCCCGUUUAUAUCACUCGUCCGCCAUUGUUCUCCCUGACACAUCUGUCUUGAUUGCUGGAUCAAACCCCAAUGUCGACGUCAACCUGACGACCUACUUUAGCACCGAAUAUCGCGCCGAAAUUUUCUAUCCCCCUUACUUCUCCGCCAGUACUCGCCCGGAGCCGACCGGGCUACCUUCUCAACUCUCUUACGGUGGAGACUACUUCGAUGUCACCAUACCCUCGAGCUCAUAUUCCGGCGAUUCUAAUGACGCCGCUGCGAGCGCUUUCGUAUCCGUUCUUCGAACGGGUUGGACAACACAUGCGAUGAAUAUGGGCCAGCGUUACCUCCAACUUAACAACACAUUUACCGUGAACAGUAAUGGUUCUAUCGUGCUGCAUGUCUCGCAGAUGCCCCCGAAUGCCAACAUUUACCAGCCGGGACCUGCUUUUUUGCACGUUGUUGUGAACGGUAUUCCUAGUAACGGCUCUUACGUUAUCAUCGGAAGCGGAAACAUCGAAACGCAGACAUUGGCUGACACGGCGGCUCUACCGACAAGCGUUAACAGUACCGACGCCCAAGGUUCUGCCGAUGGCUCUACAACGUCAUCGAAUAGUGACAGUAGUUCGAAGACUAGUACUGCCGCUGUUGUUGGCGGAGUUGUCGGUGGAUUAGUUGUCUUGGGCAUAUUUGGUGCGCUUGUUGGUAUUUGUCUAACGCGACGAAGACGUAAGGCCAACCGUCAGCCUACAUCAUCGUACGCAAUGCGAGAUGGUCCCGGAUAUGGUGCUUCUCUAGGUACUGGUACUGGCGCGGGCGCGGGCGCUGGUGGGGCGGAUAAGGCCUUGCGGAGUUCUGACUCUAGUGCCUUUAUCCCAUUGCAGCACGCAUAUAACCAAAACGAAUCAUGGAGCUCAAGCUCUGCAAGCCUACAAGCGCCGUAUCAAGAUGAAGCACACGAUCGUCACGGGAUGAGCAUGGAUUAUGAUCCAUAUGCUGCUGAAUCGAGGAUGAGUACCAGUACACCUGUUGGGCGGCCACACAGAUACUGA
Messenger RNA from Guyanagaster necrorhizus, 2346 nucleotides. Its product is annotated as copper radical oxidase variant A. The coding region runs from base 1 to 2346 and encodes 781 amino acids. NCBI's taxonomy places the organism in Eukaryota, Fungi, Basidiomycota, Agaricomycetes, Agaricales, Physalacriaceae. The transcript has 4 exons. The record is from RefSeq and is a predicted model, not a curated record.